Messenger RNA from Glarea lozoyensis ATCC 20868, 804 nucleotides. RefSeq lists its product as uncharacterized. The coding region runs from base 1 to 804 and encodes 267 amino acids. The record is from RefSeq and is a predicted model, not a curated record. The transcript has a single exon. Lineage: Eukaryota; Fungi; Ascomycota; Leotiomycetes; Helotiales; Helotiaceae.
AUGUUUUCUCGACUAAAUCUCGGAAACCCAGCGCCCCCUCAGCAACCCAUCAACGUCGACACGGCAGGCAUAAGAGCCUAUCACCAGGACAUGCUACUCUACAUAUCGACACGCAUGUCCGACACGCUCCCAUCCAAUGCCCCUGAAACCAUCGCCAAACUCUACCGCGACUCCGGACUCAUCACUGCCGACGAACGAACCUGGGGACAAUUCCUCCGGGAAUCUCAUGACCAAGAAGCGUGCUCAGAGUUAAGAGAUCAGGAGCUUCCCGAGGAGGAUGAUACAGGCGCCUUGACAUUCGAGGAGAUUCAAGACGCGAGACUCAAUUUACACCCAGCAAACGGUGCCGCAUCUGGCCUCGAAGGAUACGAUGCCGAUGAUGAGGCUUCAAUAUUCGACUACUUCUCUCGGCUUCCCUCGCCAAUCUCCCCGCUUGCACGCCCUGCACACGUCGAAGUACCAGCACAAAGCCCACCACCAGCAUACGACGAUAUCAUCAUCACCGAAGACGACGAGGUAGAAAUGCUACCACCAUACAGCAGAGCCGACGGGCCUCCUGCAUACCCCGAGGUCGAACCCGUCGCCCCUCCUGCUCCCAUCGUGACAUGGGAGGAAAUAGCACCACCAGAACCGCAAGAGAACCCCUGGCGCGAAGCUGAGCAAGCGGCAUGGCCCAUUGUCCCGCUUACCGCCAACGAACGAGCAUUGGUUGAGGGAGGAGCGUUUUUUUUUGGGCUUGGUGGUAACGCCGAUGCGAUUUUGGAUCCAAUGAAUCUACAGAUGUUUCAGCAAAGUGGAAUUUGA